UCUACGAAACAUAUGUUCUAAUCUAAAUGUCAGUGUCUCUGAAGAGCAGCAGCACUCUAAUUUCUUAAGGUAUAUUAAACAAAAAUUUAAAACUUUAAAAGAAUGUGAGCACAAUGUAAUAUUAAUGAUGGAUGAAAUUCAUCUAAAACCUUUUUAUGAUUUUAAAGGUGGCAAUAUUGUUGGUUCUGCAUAUGACAGUGCAUUUGCUGCUUCUUCAGCAUAUACAUUUAUGAUUAGAAGCUUAUUAUCAUCUUACAAAGAUGUUGCUCACAUCCUGCCAAUAAAAUCAUUUAGUGCAGAAAAAUUGUUUGAAAUUUUAAGAGAUGUAAUUGUAGGUCUUGAAAAGAUGUCCUUCUUUAGUGAGAAGCAUGAAAUUAAAAUUAUGUACCAAAAUCCAUAUGAACCACACAGACCCCUUUUUUUUUUUUUUGUCAUUGAUCCUGUUCAUUUGUUAAAAUGUAUUCGUAACAAUUGGAUUGGCCAAAAAAAUGAUGGCUUGUUUAUGUAUUUUCCUAAAUUUAAUGCUGUUGGCAGUGAAGAAUUUAAUGCAGCCUCAUUUAAUACUAUAAGAAAACUACAUGAUCUUGAAUUUGAUAGUUUAAUUAAAUAUGGGUAUGGUUUAACUCUUAAAGCUUUAUGGCCUUCAAAUCUUGAAAGGCAGAAUGUUAAAUUAGUUUUACAAGUGUUUAAUAACUGGGUAAUCACAGCCUUAACAGAACUAGGUAAUAAACACAAUUUGGAUAGUUAUGAAUCAACAGCUAAUUAUAUAGAUAUAAUUUAUAAAUGGUGGUGUAUAGUAAAUACCAAAACACCUCUUAAAGGCAAACGACUGAAAUGUUCUUUUCAAGAACCACUGAUAUUUUCAAAUGUAGACUCAAAUGUUGAGUAUUUAAAUAACUUUGUAAACUGGUUGGACAAAUGGAAAGAUGCAAAAUGCACUACUGGUUGCUUGUCAAAAGAAACUCAUGAUGCUCUGAGAAACACAACAUAUGCACUUAUUGAAUUGGGCAAGUAUUGCAUUAAAGAGCUAGGCAUGAAUUAUUUUUUACCUGGUAAAAUACAAACAGAUUUGUUAGAAGAUCGUUUUGGCAAGUAUCGCCAACUUUCUGGUUCGCAAUACUGUAUUUCCAUUAGACAGGUUUAUGAAUCUGAGUCAAAAUUACGAAUGCAAAGCUUAUUACCUUUAAAGCUUAAUUCAAGUACUUUUGGAAAUAUUGCUAUUGAAAUAAAUGAAAGGAAUGAUUGUGAGGAGGAAAACAUUGAUUUAUCCCUUGUGGAAACUUUUUCUCUUGUAGUAUCUGAAAACGACAUGAUAGAAGCUCAGCCAUAUGUUCCCAUAUUAACUUAUAUAGCUGGUUAUUGCCUUUAUUCUACCUUUAAAAAAUAUCCAUGUGAAUUUUGUAAAAUGACUUGUGUUAUUGAUAGGGAACUCAAUAUCCCUUCCGAAUUUAAUUUAAUCAGAAAAUUAGAUAGGGGUGGCCUUUUGUAUCCUAUGCCUCAUGUUUUAAAUAUUGUUUUAUAUAAUUUUAUUGUAGUACAAAAACUUGUAUCUCAAGAGUUUGAAAGUAAGUUUUUAAAACACCCUGCUCAAAGAAAUUUAGCUGUAAAUUUAACUCUGAAUGCUUUGAUGUCAAAUGAGGAUUUGGAUAUUGAACCAUGUGUAAAAGGCCAUUCCUUUGAUCCCAUAGCUGAAAAUAUAAUCAAAUCCUCUACAAACACGAUGUUAAACAACUAUUGUAAACAAAAAAAAAAAAGAUUUAAAAAAACCUGCUUGUAAAAAAAGAAAAUUAUCAACUUUGAUAAAGUAAAUAAAAAAGUAAUUUACAGUUAGUCUUAAAAAGUAUCUAACUUGUUUUAAUAAUAAUGUCUAAAAAUGCAACAAAAGUAUAUAAAAGUUUAGUAGUAACUUCCUGAACUUUAAAGACAUGUCUGCAAUUUUCUAAUAGCUUCAAAACAGAUUUUUUUUUCCAUUCUAAAUUUUUU
Molecule: messenger RNA, 1983 nt
Organism: Stegodyphus dumicola
Lineage: Eukaryota; Metazoa; Arthropoda; Arachnida; Araneae; Eresidae
Source: RefSeq, a predicted model, not a curated record